Molecule: messenger RNA, 921 nt
Organism: Octopus sinensis (East Asian common octopus)
Lineage: Eukaryota; Metazoa; Mollusca; Cephalopoda; Octopoda; Octopodidae
Product: protein 4.1-like
Exons: 1
Coding region: 1-921 (306 amino acids)
Cellular component (GO): cytoskeleton
Source: RefSeq, a predicted model, not a curated record
AUGGCUAAAUAUGGACAAGCCGAUCAAAGGUGUCUGCUAUGGUCAAAUAUUUUAGACGAGAUUGUGGUGUUUGGGGUCAAGUAUUAUCCCCCUGACCCCACCAAAGUGGGGAAUGAACUGACCAAGUACAUGCUGUGUCUCCAACUCCGGAAAGACAUUGAAGAAAACAAAAUCGAAUGUUCUUUCGGAGUGCAGAUACUUUUGGCCUCCUACUGUCUUCAGAGUGAGUUGGGAGAGUACCAAAUGACCGAAGACUACCAGAAGAAGGCCAUCAAUUACGUUCUGAUGGAUAAUCCCUCGAUGGAAUACUUGGCCACAAUUCGGGAGGCCCACAAAAUGUUGAAUCAACUUACCAACACGGAGGCCGACGUGCACUUCCUCGACAUUGUCAGAAAACUUCCACGCUAUAGUUUCGAAUUUUUUGAGGGGGAAGUAAUCGACGGACUGGCAGUUACAUUCGGAGUGGGCUGCAUUGGAAUUGUGAUAUAUUUGGACAGUCUCAGGAUGUUCCGAUUCACGUGGCUAAAGAUUGUCAAACUGUCCUACAGAGGACUCCACUUUAUUGUCAAGUUCGGACAAAAAGGGAAAUACACAACACAAACAUAUCGAAUGAAGAAUCAAAGACAGGCCAAAAGUUUAUGGAAGAGGUCUGUGGACAACCACGUGUUCUUUCGACUGACUGUCAACCUGCCCUCUCGGAAAGGAAUUCUGAACACAUUGAAGACUGACCAAUCCCUGCUGUCUUUUAAACAAACUAGUUAUUCCCAAGACAUGAAUCGGGGCAUUACUAAUAAUACUUCUGCCGAUACUGACCUUCGUCGGGCUGUUCUUAAGGUCACCCAAGUUCCAGUCGACGUCUUUGUGGAGGAAAUUAGUUCUCAUGAUAAUUUCGGACAUUCACUUGUACGAAAAUGCUUAUAA